Cydia pomonella (codling moth) is the source of this 2100-nucleotide messenger RNA. RefSeq lists its product as uncharacterized. Gene Ontology annotation, biological process: long-chain fatty acid metabolic process; fatty-acyl-CoA biosynthetic process. Bases 153 to 1706 code for a protein of 517 amino acids. The record is from RefSeq and is a predicted model, not a curated record. Gene Ontology annotation, molecular function: long-chain fatty acid-CoA ligase activity. The transcript has 9 exons. Lineage: Eukaryota; Metazoa; Arthropoda; Insecta; Lepidoptera; Tortricidae.
AAAAAUGUAAGUAUAAAUUAUUACUAAUUCGAAGCGGUGUUUAUUUACUCACAUAACAGAUGUGAAUUUAAUUAUAUUUACACAACUUAUUAAACUACGUUGCAUAUAAAAAUGUGUGGUGUGAUGUGUAGUGUUCAGAACAAAGCAACAACAUGUACGUUCACGGCGAAGGAGAGUUGCUGGUGCCAGCGCAUUUGAAUUUUGGAAAAUUCAUUUUGGACCUACUGCGGAAAGGACAUCUAGAUGGCGUGUGCUUGCGCAACUGCAGCACAAGUGAAGAAGUAAACGUUCGCUCGUUGAGUACGCGCGCCGUGAACGCGGCGGCGGCGCUGGCGCAGCUCGGCGUGGCGCGCGGCGACGUGGUCGCGCUGAGCGGCGAAGUCAGCGCAGCCUUCCUGCCCACCGCGCUUGCUGUAGUGCUCACGGGUGCCGCCUUCACGCCGAUAGAACUGGAAUGUGGCAGUGCUGUCUUGACACAUAAGUUCAAUUUAACCAAGCCGAAGUACGUCAUCUGCACUCGCUUAUUCUGGGAGAGGUACGGCGAUAUACUGAAGGGUUUAGAUUACAUAAAAACCUUCCUUUGUUUCGACGGCGUUGACGAUUUGGAGUCAGUAGAGGCGCUGGCGAAGGACGUGGGUGUUUGCGCGUUCGAGCCCGCUGUGGUGCGUGGGGACGACGUCGCGAUGAUCAUGUACUCGUCGGGCACCACGGGCAUGUGCAAGGGCGUUCAGCUUACGCACUUAAGUCUCAUUACGAGGUUCCAGUUGUGCAAACACAUGUAUAACUGUGAGUCUUUAAACGUAGCUUUAAUUCUUUUCGUCCACACGUCUUCUUAUACAUUUACUUUAACAUUAUAUCUUCUCUCCGCUGGCAAAACAGUCCUGUAUGGUGGGAACGACAUCAAGAUUGCACAAGAUUUUAAGGUGGGCAUGAUAAUGACAGCCCCCAGAUUUAUACAGGACAACAAAAUAUUAGGACAACAAGACAACGUCAUCACAUCACUUAAGAUGCUCUACACCAGCAGUGCGGCCAUCCCUUUACAGCUUGAACAAAACUUCAGGGAGAGGUAUCCCGAAGUGAAGAUAGUUAACACGUAUGGAGCAUGCGAAAGUUUCGUCGCCACGUCUACGAGAGGUCUAUAUGAUGGCUCGAAUGCAGAAUCUGGGCGUGUAGGCGUGGUGCUCCCGGGAGUUGCGGUAAAGGUCGUGGAUGUGGAAACGCGAAAGGCCCUGGGCCCGGAGCAGCGCGGGGAGAUAUGCAUCCGGAGCCCGGCCCUGAUGAAGGGCUACCUCGGCGCGCCCUCGCCCGUGGACCACCAGGGCUUCUACCCGACUGGCGACCUCGGCUAUUAUGACAAACAGAAGCGCUUUUACCUGGUUGAUAGACUGGCAGACAUGAUUUGCUAUAAGGGGCGCAAGGUGUCGCCCAAAGACAUCGAAUGCGUGCUGCAGCGGCACCCAGCCGUGAGCGAGGUGUCUGUAGUGGGCAAGCCGGCGGACGGCGUGAUCAUCGAGUUGCCCGUCGCAUUCGUGGUGCUGAAGCCCGGCGCCGCCGCUGCCGCGGAGGAGCUGCAGGAGUAUGUAGACAAGCAGGUGACAUGGUACAUGCAGCUACACGGCGGGGUGCGGUUUCUGCCUGAACUGCCUCGCAACCCGCGGGGGAAGGUCCUGCGGCGCCGACUCAGGGAGAUCCUGGCGCUUGAAUAAUUCAAUAAUGAUUGUCGUAUGCAACUUUUUAUUUGUAUAGAACUAUUCCUAAUGCAAUAGCUAAACAGCCGUGGGGCUCGGCUAGUAUUCGGAGGUUUUUUCAAACCAAUAGCAGCGCUCCACAACUCUACAUUUCAAAACCAAACCAUUUUGUAUUGAAAAAAUCUCUUUCGUCAUCCUCCUUACAAGCAACCACCAUAUUCUGCGUGUAGCAGUUUUGUCAAGAACCCCCUUGUAAACCAGUAUCUUUGGAUUAUAUUUAUAUCAGUUUACAACAAAUCGCAGUUUUAUUCGAGUCGUCGUGAUCCUGACCUGUCGGCGGCUACAAUGAGCGAGCAAACUUAUUCAACUAGACGAAACCUUGCUUUUAAUAACCAUCCCGUCCCAUUCCCUU